CCACUCAGUUACAACGUCGAAGUUAUACCGACCGCGCGCCUCCACAGUCGCGUGCCGCGUAAAUCUUUACGUCACUCCUCAAAACUUUUUAUAAACAACGUUAACGUAUAUAUCCAACUAUAAUAAAAAUUGUGGAAGUGUUUAAUAGACUGCCGCGUCUGUUACCAAUAAAAUUUCGUCACGACAUUGGACGAUUCACUCAGCUGUCAUUUGUUUUGAUUAGCAAACACCGAUUUGCCGCCGGCCGGUUCAUCGCAGGAAUUUAGGAGCUGUGUUAUACUUUUGUUUUGACGUCAGCGGGUGGGCGUGCGCGCGGUGGCGUCGUCGCGGGCGUGCGUACGCGCGUUACAAACGCUCGCCCUCGCCGGACGACCAUGCGCGCAGUGCCGACGCGCCGCGCCGCCAAACCGCGCGCACCAUGCUUAACAUGAAGCUGAAGGAACGCCUUGCGCUAACCAUAAGCGCGCUGCUCGUCUUCUUCACCCUUAUGCUCGUCGUCGACCUUCAAAUGGACUAUGGCAUCUCGGGACAUAGGGUCCCCUUACAUGGCCGUGUCCGGAUGGCAGACGACGCGGAUAAGGGCAGAUCUGCUUACAUUGAAUUUCGGAAGCGCUUCUUACAAAAAAGCAACGGCAACAGUUCCCGCGAGUAUGAGCAGUCAGCGCCGAGCGAGACUAGCGGCGGGGGGGAUGCGGAGCCCAGGACCCCGGCGCCCCCCCUCGAUCACUACGAGGACCUUAUCUGGAUCAUCCGUGAACAGCUCAACGGUGGCGCUGAGACCAACGUAGUUAUCAUCCCACCGCAGAAAGACAUGAACAUCCUCAGGGCAGAAAACCCAACUAUUGGGGAAAUGGAAGACUUGGAGCCAAGCCUAAAUGCAUCAAAUUUGGAGAAGUUUCAGUUGAAGAUAGCUCAGCACGAGCUGUAUGAGGAGAAUGAGCCGCUGGUGGACGCCGUGCUGAAAGACAUGGCUACCUCGCCCAUCAUCCACGCAGAGCAAAAGGAAGGCGGUACACAGCUAAAGCUAAUAAUCGACUAUCCGAAUGGCGUACAAGCUCUCUUUAAACCUAUGAGAUUUCCAAGAGAAACGCAAACUUUACCAAACCACUUCUACUUUUCGGACUACGAGAGGCACAACGCUGAAAUCGCGGCGUUCCAUCUUGACAGGUUAUUGGGCUUUCGCCGCGCCAUGCCCGUCAUCGGCAGGGUCCUCAACAUGACGACAGAGAUCUAUGACGUCACGGAGGGGGACAUUCUCAAGACAUUUUUCGUGUCGCCAGCUAACAACUUCUGCUUCCACGGGAAGUGUUCCUACUACUGCGACACGGGCCACGCUAUAUGUGGCAACCCCGAUAUGCUGGAGGGGAGUUUUGCUGCUUUCCUGCCCUCAAACGAAAUUGCUGAGCGGAAGGUCAACAUUGAAAACGAUCGUCUGCAACCACGGACUCCUACAAAGAAACCGAAGCCAAUGUUAAGUCUUUUUGGCAGACCUGUAACCAGCUAUUAUGAAGUAUGGCGCCAUCCCUGGAGGAGAUCAUAUCAUAAAAGGAGAAAAGCGCAGUGGGAGCUGCAGGCAGACUAUUGUGAAACGGUACGCACGACGCCCCCCUAUGACUCCGGACGGCGGUUGUUGGACCUCAUGGACAUGUCAAUCUUCGACUUUCUCACCGGGAACAUGGACCGACACCACUACGAAACGUUCAAAAUGUUCGGAAAUGAUACGUUCACGUUGCACCUGGACCAAGGCCGGGCAUUCGGGAAGGCUUACCACGAUGAGCUGAGUAUCCUCGCCCCACUCCUACAGUGCUGUCUCGUGAGGCACACCACGCUUGCCACAUUGCUCAAAUUUCAUAAUGGAGCGCCUCUUUCAAAGGUCCUGCGGGAUUCAAUGAAAGCAGACCCAGUGAAUCCUAUUCUUUGGGAGCCACACCUGGCGGCAUUGGACAGGAGGGUGGUCAUCAUACUGGAUGCCAUCCGAAAGUGCUUGCACAAACAAGACACGCAGAUGGAACGAAUGUGGGCAUAGUACAAGGUGCUCCGUGAUAUAGUGAUACGAUUGUGAUAUCUAUUAUAUGGACGAUUCAAUAAGGGUUGUUGCAAUCAGUGACAAUGUGCUAGUCGACGUGACUCGUUUACCGUGUUGCGAGUAAGUUUAUGCUCCUAAGGUCUGAUUUCGAUAAACUAAUCGUGUUUCCGAAAUGUCCCUUUGGAUUAGUCAACUUACAAAGGGUCUAAGAAAACAUACGUACAUUUUUAGAAUUGUUGCUAUGGAUAAAUAAACCUAGAUUAAAAAAGGUACCUAUUUAUGAAAACUUGAUAUGAAAACUAAAAAAAUGUUUUCUGAAAUUAAAGUGAUGAAUGGGAUUAGAAUCUUGGUACAUUAUAUAAAUUUCAAUGCAAUAAAUCUUUGGUUCUGUGUAAGACUUGUAGACAUAAGAAUAUAGUGCCAAAGAUUUUCCAAAUGAAUUUCAGAUACUGCGAGUAAUUUUAGAACCAUUCCAAUUAGCGAUGCCGAAGGUGAGCCAUUAUAUGCCAAAUAUAGAUGAACUUUUGAGGUCUUGAAUUUAGAUCCGUAAAAAUAAAGGACCACCAGGCUCUUAAAUUGCAACAGUAUUGUUUAAAUCCUAAAAGUUAUAUGAUAAUAAUUUUAUGUAUAUUUUGAGGAAAAUAAAGAUAAGACUAAGAUUUGUUGUAAGUGUAAUGCAACUACUGUACAUAAUUUAGUAUACACUUUUGAUAUAAUUUUAAGUAGGAAAAAUAAGAAAGUAUAGACUAAUAUGUCAUUGUAUGUUUAAAACUGUCGCUUUUCUCUAUAAUGCUGUGAACUGUUACCAUGGCUCGAAGCUCAAGUAUACAUAUCAUAUUUUACUGUUCUUAGCUAUAAUCACGGUACAUAGACCCGAAGGAAAGUAUCGAGAGAAUGGUCUAGCCAAUCGAUCAAUUCCAUGUAAAAACGUGAAAUGAUUAUGCCUAUCAAGCUCUGAAAAGUUAAAAGUCAAUAUAUUGCAGUAGUAAAUUAUUGUGAAAAACAUUAUUCAGUGGAAACAAAUGUAGAUAGGUAUGUGUGAAGCCAGUUUUGGAUCAACUUCUCUCGAUGCUUGUUCUCGAUGAUGCGAAUUUUGAUGCGUGAAUCUUAAAUACGGGUAAUGUACCUUUACUCCUUGAGGCUUCUAAAGUGUAAACAAUUUGCAAUGUACUCAAUUUAAAAAUUCACCUGUUAACAUUUAUCAAUUUCAGGUAUUUGUCCUCGAAAUGAAUUUUAAGUUAAUCUAUUUAUUUUACAAAAUACAUAAUGUGAUCUCGAAAGUGUGUCGUUUGUUAUUAUUCGUUUUCUGAAAUUAUUGUAUUUAACUGAAACUUUUUGAUUAUGGAUUUUCUAAAAAAGUUGUUAUAAGUUUAGACAUUAUUAAAACUCUGGGAUAGUAACAAUUAGCUAGCGUUAUGUUUGAAAUUUUCAUUGGAUUCACAUCACACAUUUUUUUCUUGAUUGCUUGCACAAUUCUGGCGAUAGAUAUUGUAGUUAUCGUAACAUCAGUCAAUCAUAUUUUGUGUCGUGUGGAUCCUCCUAGCUGGCCGUGAUGGAUUUUUCGUAAUGACGGUGAAGCGUGUUUGAUUAUUUUUGUAACAUUUCACACAACAAUUUCAAUAGUAAUGUAGCUUCUAGGCGUAGUAGAUUAACACCUCCAUUACUUCAUAAAAUAAUUUCAUAAGGUCUAACUUUUUUAUUCACAGUUCAUGCGUCAUAUAUCUGAACCCAUUUGUAACUUAAAAAAUAAUUGGUGUUUCUCAGAAAAACUUUUUUGUAAAAGCAAAUUUUAUAUUUUUCACUGUUGAUUGUGGUUUUUUUAAUAUAUCCAAUUUUCAAAUAUGCCUCACUGUUGCGACCUUUAGUAUAUAAUAUAGAUAAAUAGUUGCUCAUGUUUUGAUUGACUGUUACUUAGAGUCGACUUGCCAAAGACGUACCUACAAAUAAUAUUAUGUAAAGUGUUGUAAGUUGUGAUUAUGAAAUCAAACUUUCUGUUGGUUGUUUGUAAAUUAAAGAUUAAAACAAACAUGUCAUUUGA
Molecule: messenger RNA, 4064 nt
Organism: Plodia interpunctella (Indianmeal moth)
Lineage: Eukaryota; Metazoa; Arthropoda; Insecta; Lepidoptera; Pyralidae
Exons: 13
Coding region: 419-2026 (535 amino acids)
Biological process (GO): protein phosphorylation
Cellular component (GO): Golgi apparatus
Molecular function (GO): protein serine/threonine kinase activity
Source: RefSeq, a predicted model, not a curated record